GACAUGUUCUAUGCCAUGAGGAAUGUUAGAUACCCUGAUAAUGCCAAACACAAUGAAGCUGGGAGUGCUGAGGAUUGUGAAAGAAGUUGUCUUAGUGAUUGCUCCUGCUACGCAUAUUCCUACUCUGAUGGAUGCAGAAUUUGGAACUCUGAACUGCUUAAUGUUGCGCAAGGGUAUAAUGGAAGUGCCAGUGAAGGAAUUCUUUACCUUCGGCGCUGCCGAAGAGAUAAAAACUUCAAAGCACAAGAGAGGAAUGAUAGUCGGGUUAGUGACUGCUGCAACCAUCUUCACUGCUUCGUCUCUGUUUGCAAUUAUUUGCAUGUUUGUCAGGAGAAGGAUAAGGAAGCAUUCAUCUAUGAAAUCAAGCAACAUCAGAGGAGGAAUUGUGGCUUUUAGAUACAAAGGUUUGCAACAUGCGACAAAAAACUUCUCGGAAAAAUUAGGAGGUGGUAGUUUUGGUUCUGUGUUUAAGGGUAUCUUACCUGAUUCAACUGCCAUUGCAGUUAAAAGGCUCGAUGGUGCUCGUCAAGGAGAGAAGGAAUUUAGGGCAGAAGUGCGUUCAAUAGGAAUGAUCCAGCAUAUUAAUUUGGUCACGUUAAUUGGCUUUUGCUGCCAAGGAAGCAAAAGAUUGCUUGUCUAUGAGUAUAUGCCGAACCAUUCUCUUGAUGCCCAUUUGUUUCAGAGCAGUGGCAUGUCCUUGUGUUGGAGCACUAGAUACAAGAUAGCACUUGGUGUUGCUAGAGGAUUAGCAUAUUUGCAUGAGAAUUGCCAAGACUGUAUUAUCCAUUGCGACAUAAAGCCACAGAACAUUCUUUUAGAUGCAUCGUUUGUUCCUAAGAUUGCAGAUUUUGGGAUGGCAAAGUUUAUUGGAAGGGAUUUCAGCCGAGUCAUAACCACAAUGAGAGGAACUGUAGGAUAUCUUGCUCCUGAAUGGAUCAGUGGUGUGGCUAUCUCAUCAAAGGUAGAUGUCUAUAGUUACGGAAUGGUACUGUUAGAAAUAAUAUUUGGAAGAAGAAACUCCAGAGAAGAAUACAGCAACGAUAGCAUAUACUUCCCGGUACAAGUUGUAAAUAAACUCCUUGAGGGGAAUGUGCAGUGCUUGAUGGAUGAAAACAUACAGGAUGGCAUCAAUCUGGAAGAAGUUGAAAGAGCUUGCCGAGUUGCUUGUUGGUGCAUUCAGGAUCACGAGUCCCAAAGAGUGAAUAUGGGAGAAGUAGUCCAGAUCCUUGAGGGUCUGAUUAAGGUUGAUGUGCCCCCGAUGCCAAAGGUGCUUGAAGCAAUUUCAGGAGGCACAGAUUCAACAAUCAGUUAGGCUUGACAAUCAGUGAGGCACUCCAGAUGAUUUUGCCAGGUUGCACAAGGAUGCAGUAUAUGAUGCACUUGCUUCAAGCACUUACCAAAUCGGUUCCAUUUUGAUCCCGGCAGCAGUACCAUGGAAGAAGGCAAACUACGCGAAGUGCUACUCUUCUGAUCCAUUUUGAUCAGAUCGGUUCAAUUAGCUAACUGCCUAAUCCAGUUAAAGAGGAAAGAUGUCUGGU
Panicum virgatum (switchgrass) is the source of this 1538-nucleotide messenger RNA. Its product is annotated as G-type lectin S-receptor-like serine/threonine-protein kinase At2g19130. Gene Ontology annotation, molecular function: ATP binding; protein kinase activity. Bases 23 to 1312 code for a protein of 429 amino acids. The transcript has a single exon. NCBI's taxonomy places the organism in Eukaryota, Viridiplantae, Streptophyta, Magnoliopsida, Poales, Poaceae. Gene Ontology annotation, biological process: protein phosphorylation. The record is from RefSeq and is a predicted model, not a curated record.